Molecule: messenger RNA, 4549 nt
Organism: Strigops habroptila (Kakapo)
Lineage: Eukaryota; Metazoa; Chordata; Aves; Psittaciformes; Psittacidae
Gene: GFRA3
Product: GDNF family receptor alpha 3
Exons: 8
Coding region: 71-1339 (422 amino acids)
Biological process (GO): nervous system development
Cellular component (GO): signaling receptor complex; external side of plasma membrane
Molecular function (GO): signaling receptor activity
Source: RefSeq, a predicted model, not a curated record
GGGCUGCACGCAGCAUGUGAGCUGCGGCCCCAGCGCUCCGAGAGACCGACCACCGGCGCCGGGCUCCAGCAUGCGGUUCGCCCUGCUCCUGGGGCUGCUCCUCUCCCGAGCCGGAGACCUCCUGGCUCUGCCAAGGAGUGACUGCAUAGCAGCAGAACAACUGUGCCUCUUGGACUCUACUUGCAAUGGCACCUACAGGAUCCUGGAAAACUGUGCCCUGGCUAAGACUCGCUUCCUUCCACUGGACCAUGAUACCAGGGUCCAAUGUUUGAAUGCAGAGCUAGACCUCGGGAACAGCUCUUUGCUGCACUGCAAGUGUCACCGGCGCAUGAAGAGACAGGAGCACUGCUUACGUGUUUUCUGGACCAUUCACUCCAGCAUGACAGAUGGUUAUUUCAAUUUGGAGACCUCUCCCUAUGAGAAUCCAGCAAAUGAAGAACACUGGAAGACAGACUAUAAUAAACUGGCAGCUCUGUUAUCAGGCUCACAGUUAGCAAGAGAUGCAACAAAUCCAUGCCUAAAAGCAACUCAUGUCUGUAAUCUGAGCAAGAAGUGCGUUCGUCUGCGCACAGAGUAUGCCUCUAUCUGCACCAAAGGAGCAGGAAGUGAGGACGUGUGUGACCGUCGCAAAUGCCACAGAGGGCUGAGGAAUUUCUUUGAGAAAGUCCCUGAGGAUUUCACCAAAAGCAUCCUAUUCUGUCCAUGUCAAGAUGAGCUUUGUGGAGAACGACGCCGGAAAACUAUUGUUCCAAAUUGUUCCUUCCAGUAUAGCACCAAACCCAAUUGCCUCUGGCUUCUGGACUCCUGCUUAGAAGACCAUAUCUGCAAAUCCCGACUGGCUGACUUCCAACAAAAUUGUCAACCUGCAGACAUGUCUCCAGAUGGUUGUUCUCAGCACAGCCAUGCUGCAUGCCUGCAGGCUUACAUGGGGAUGAUUGGCACACCCAUGACACCCAACUAUGUCAGCAACUCGAGUGCGGAGGUAUCCCUGUGGUGCACAUGUGAGAGCAGUGGCAACCAGAAGGAGAAGUGCGACCAGAUACUCAGCAUGUUUGAGAACAACAAAUGCCUUGAAAAUGCCAUUUGGUCUCAAAUGCACCUGAAACAGACAGCUCUAGAAAGACAGGAAGACUUCUUUUAUUCAUCUUCCCUAAGCUUCCAAGGAGACAGUGCCAGCACAUCUCUUGCUUCAGAAAUGUCCCAGGUGGCUGAAGGGAAGACACAGCGAGACAUCUCCAAACACAGCAGUAUGCCUAUGGCCUCCUCAGUAUAUUCUGGAGCUGCCGUUUCUUGGCCAUCCCUGGCUCUGUUCUUGCCCCUGUGGCUGAGCCCACAUUAACUUGGCAUAAAUGGCAUCUUUCCUUCCCAUAUUACUAAUUUUAUUUCACAUCCAGGCACUUCCCACUAUGGAUUUACCUUUGGAAAACAGAAGGCUUACAGAAAAGAGAAAUGGAACAGCCUUAACCCAGAACAGCAGUCACUGAAAACUUCCCCACCUCGCACCCCACUUUCCCCCCACCAGUUUGCACUGAACUCUGCAGACCUAGUGCCCACCAUUGCUUCUGUCAUGUUAGCAUUUUGAGUAACAGUCAGGCUAAUACUUUAAAACAAAGGCCUGAGUUCUGACAGAACUUCUGCAGCAUUCAGAUUCUGAUUGCAGGGAGGGACCCAACACCAUGCACCCUACUGCUCCAUGUUCUGGAGCUCUUCCUCAAGCAUACAAUCAUAGACUGGUUUGGGUGGGAAGGGAUCUUAAACCUCCUCCAGUUCCAACCCCCUGCCACGGGCAGGGACACCUUCCACUAGAGCAGGUUGCUCCAAGCCCCUGUGUCCAACCUGGCCUUGAACACUGCCAGGGAUGGGGCAGCCACAGCUUCUCUGGGCACCCUGUGCCAGCGCCUCAGCACCAUCAUAGUAAAAAAUUUUUUCCUUAUAUCUAACCUAAACCUACCCUCUUUCAGGUUAAAAGAGUGCAGUACAGUGUCCCUCUCGCUACAGACUUUGCUAAAAAGUCUCUCUUAUGAUCCUCCUUUAUAUACGUUGAAAGGUCCCAGUAAGGUCUCCCCAGAGCCUUCUCUCUCCAGGUGAAACCAUACCAACUGUCUCAGCCUUUUUUGACAGGAGAGGUGCUCCAGCCCUCAUCAUUUCUCUGGCUCUGCUCUAGACCUGCUUGAACAGGUCCAUGUCCUGUCACUUGACCUUGCUGAUCUUCAGGAGGUUCACAUGGCCCACUCCUCAAGCCUGUCAAGGCAUGGAGUGCAGCACAACAUCCUAAAGGCUAGAAGUCCAUGCUCCAGAGUGGGUAGCAAGUAAAGCUCAAUAAACAUACAUAUAAAGUCUCUGGUAAACACCAGUUCUGGAUUACUUUCAUUUCCCUUUUCAAAGCCAUUUCAAGUAUGAAAAACACCAUCCCAGAUCAAGGACACUAGAGUUUUAUAUUCUUGCUCCUUUAUGGCUUGCCCCUUGCAACAUGUAUAUAUAUAUAUAUAUAUAUAAUCAUCACAGCUAGCAACAGACUUGGAUUUUGUGGGUUAAAAUGGAUUUCUGUGCUCAACCCCAGUAAAUUUAUCUAGCAAAGGAUGACCUUGCCUGGCCUCAGGACAAACCUUAGUAACACUUAGAGAAUGCAUAUAGCUCACUGACCACAAAAUCCCUGGGAUAUUCAAGCUGCGAAAAUCUGUGGGAGCUGCAACUACCUUGUACCUCUCCACAUAUUCGUUAUCACUGUCCCCUGCCACGCUGCCUGCCCAAUCUCUGCCAAGCUCUAUUUCAUGACCUGUUUAUUCUGAGUGUAAAUGUGUGCACUGUGUAACUGCUGUUAUUUUGUACUGCAUUUGCCUGUUAAAAUGUGGUGUUAAGUGAAUAUUGAUUUCUGAGCAUAGGUUAAUAGUCCACAAUCAAUUGUGUGCAAGAGUUGCCUCAUCAGCCAGCCUACUCUUUCAGGAUAUCUGGAAACUCGUCUCAAAGCAGCUGCUCUGUGCACACAAUAGUGCCCCUUGCUUGUUCUAUGAGAUAAAACAGAUCUGCACAGUAUUACCCAUAGCCAGACAAUAUUGCAGUCUUGAAUAUAUUCAGAACAUGGGUGUGUUUAUUUUUACCCUUUGGUUUAUCUGUUGCCAGGGAAGCAUCAGCUAGGUAAUAUGCUGUGGCUUCCAGUCACUGUCAGACACCUUCAUAUUACAGAAUCUCAUGUUGUCUCAUGUAUCAGAGUAAUUGUCCUUCUCCAGUGGUAACAUCUGCAUUUCAGAUUCCAGCCUUCUGUUUACUUCCUGGGCAGGAAAUCACUGCAUGGAGCAGAAACAUCUCUGUCACACAGAGAAGCAACACCUUACUUCCAUGCAGUAGGAACAAAUAUGUCUUUUAAUAAAGAGGAGUAUGAAUGCUGGUAUUUCUGAUUACCUACCACAAUAUAGUUGUUUGGAUCAAGAGACAGGACUGUUUCCAUGUGUUUGCUACCCCUCUUUAAUGAAAACAGAGUCCACGUUACCAUAUUCUAGUAUCUGUACUAGACCAUCCCCCAUGUGGUUGGACUAGAAACAAGUCAUGAUUCUUGACUAGAGUAACACUGUCAUCUCCAGAAUUCAGUGGAGAGUUACAGGGAAGAAAAAAAUGUUCUUUGCAAUGUUCCACAUAUCAGUGAGGGUAUUUGUGAGAAUAUUGGAGUAUAUUUCCCUGAGCCGUCUGACCACACACACAGUGACACAGUGUACUGCAUUCAUCUUCCACUCAUCUGCACUGUGAUCUUUCCUCUUGCCCCACUUUUUUGUUCUAAGACAGGCUGAUAUGGAAAAAGGUAUCUGCAUUUUGUUGUUCAUAUUCAGGACAUGGUGGACCUUUAACCCCUUACCCCUAAGUUACUGAUUGCAGUUGCAGCCUCCUGUCAUGUCCUGGAUUACAUAGGAAAAUGGUUGACACUCAGACAAAUCCCACUCUAGACUGAGAGGAAAGCAAAACGUGUCAGUUUGGGGUUUUCUCCAAGUGUCCUGUGUUCACUUCGCAUAUACAUAUGCACCUCUAUAUACACAGCUGCCUCUCAGGCUUGUUCAUCAGUAACUGCAAACAAAAUUCACCUCUGAAUAUUCCCAGGUACUCACACUGCUGUGAGUACAAACCCAUUUUCACUUAGACUUUUGUAACACCUGUUAUCCAAAUAUCAGUUAUUCAACUACACAGCAUACAUGCAUGCACAAGUACAACUACUGCUAGAAAUGUCAGCCAGUAUCAGUUCAGUUCUGUUAGCACUGCCAAUGUUCAAAGACUGCCACAGUUACCCAAAUCCUUUCAGAACAGUUCUUACUAAACAUAUUAUAGGGCAAUUUACAAACCUCCCUCAGCUUCUAGUCCCCAGAAACUGAAAUACAACAUCCUGUGAGUACCUUUGCUGCAAACACAAAAAAUAAUUUAAUAAAAGUUCUCUAUCUCAACAGACUUAACCUUGAGCUCUCAGCAAGCAAGUAAAAGGAGGGAACCUUCUCGUUGUAAGGUAGAUUAUUUUUAAAAGUAUAAAAUAAUGCCAAAUCUGACUAAUAAAAUUUAUCCUGCAACUCUA